This is a messenger RNA of Anastrepha obliqua, 669 nucleotides long. RefSeq names its product GATA zinc finger domain-containing protein 15-like. The record is from RefSeq and is a predicted model, not a curated record. The transcript has a single exon. Bases 1 to 669 code for a protein of 222 amino acids. Lineage: Eukaryota; Metazoa; Arthropoda; Insecta; Diptera; Tephritidae.
AUGGACCCCGCCUCGCGCGGUAUGCGGGGGGGAGAGUGGCGUGGGAAUAAUAAUAAUAAUAAUAAACGUAUGACUUGGACACGAGAAAUGAAUAUAAAUGUCAUGCGAUGUUAUUACAAAAGCACCAACAUAGAAACAAAUAAAACUGGAUACCGUGAAGAUUUGCAUAGAUUAUUCGUUGAAAUAUACCCUCAAUAUGCAAACAUAACCCAACAGAGAGUAGUAGACCAGAAACGCACUAUUGUAACAAACAAUCGUCUAACAGCUGUAGAACUGCAAAAUAUAAAAGAGGAAAUUGCAAAAGAAUUACAAAGUGGCAGUCAGGAUAACAACAACAACUCAGCAAUAGAAUCACAACUGGAAACCAAUAACCCAAAUAAUACUGCUCAACACAGUGAACAUAUAGAAAUUCAAAACAAUAACACAAAUGAUAAUAAUACCCCAACUCUACAAACUACUUUAAUAAACAAUAACAACUGUAACAAUAAUAAAAAUAACAACGAAGAGAAUAUAGCAAUAAAUAAAUAUGAGAAAGAAUUACAAGAACAAUUAAUAAAGUGGCAAGACAUUGAACCCGAAAAUAAAUACCAACUACCAAAACUCAAAUUUAAUAGAAAUACCAAGCACCUUAUUUCCAAUAUAAACUCUGUGCUGGAACAUCUGCAUUAA